UCUUCUCACACGACCGUCAAGGUCAUAUGACGGACCAAAGGUCACAGCAAUGCUAUGGAAGAGACGAAGGAGUUCGGUACUCUCGCUAAAGCUCUCUGUGCAAGUUUUGUUCCGCGCGGACAGGUGCCUCAAAGUAUCUACUAACUAUUCAAGAGUCCUUUCUUCGAGUUGAGUUUUUCGAGUCAACAUAGAAGUUUUUGGGAAAGUACGAUAGACUAUUAUCUUUGACUGCAGGCCUCAGAGAAGAUCGAGCACGCACGUGGACCGCACUUCCCAAUUGCACCAUUCAACCAUCAAGGUAUCGCCGAAUUGGCGUUCUCCCCACCAUCAUGUUUCCAUCAAGUCCGUACAUUCUUGGACACUUACUCUUUGUGACUCUGCUAUAGUCACUCACAUCUUAUUAUCCUCUCCACCAUGACUUCGAUUGCGAAAGGCCCAUCAUUACUACUUUCUCUACCUCCCGAGCUCAUGCUCAACUCCCUCGCUCGAAUCGACUAUACGCCUGGUUGCCUCGAUCACCUCCGCAUUGUGUGCCACAGGCUUGAAGGACUCUUACGGCAAUACGAGCACAGUCUAGCAGUCGAGAUCAUUCGCCUGCAAUUUCCAUCGAAUGUUCUAUCAAGGUAUCCUGGUCUCCAUGACCCAGGCACAAGCAUAGGAUUCAAGACGCUCGACGAAAUCUGUAUACGGGCGUACACGUUGUUCCGCAUAGAGCGAAACUCCCACAACAUUCGAAGACGCGAGGGUAAAGAAGCAGCUUGGAUGAGGCCUGAAUGGGUCAAUCUACAACAAGUAGGAAUGCACCUACUCUAUCGCCUUUUUGAUGCUGGUGAUCACAAGAACAAAUCCCAGAUCAUACGAUUAUUGCCUCCUACUUCACUCGCCAUCCUUCUUUUGACACUUCACCUUUGCAUACACCAACUCCGCUCUGAUGGCCCGAGUCUCCUCAUCCCUACAUCACCUCUGCUGCACGGAAUGCUACGCUUUGAGGUUGAGAUGUGUUGUCAAGAACUUAUACUUCAACACGGUCCCUGUUUUCUGGAUGCAUUACUCUGCCAUUGUCCACAGGCUAUCGCACUUUUAAGUCAGGAGGUCAAGAACUUGGAAGCCAGACAACUGCCCUCAGCCGACGGAAAGCCGAGCGAAAAGACUUUGAUUGCAGAGUGUAGAUGCAGAUUAGCAGACACACUAGGAACAGAUGUCGACAACAAUAGAAGAGACAUGUGGCAUAUACUCGAGAGAAUAGGAAUGUUGAACGAAAAAGACAUUGUCAAAGUCAUCAGAGGAGAAGAACUGGUAAUCAGAAAACGACAAGACUCUGGUGUUGGGUUGUAAAAAGCUGCACUUUCCUUAGGAGGGAAUAAAAGCAAGGACAAAGUAGACCGAACACAUGGAAACAAAUCGCUUCUAUUCUUAUCAGUCUAUCAUCAUGUUACAUCCUCUCUAACCAGCGCAUCCACCUCCACACCGCAUCCCCAUUAGACCUGGAAAAAAAAAAGCCACAGCACAUGGACAG
Aureobasidium subglaciale EXF-2481 is the source of this 1516-nucleotide messenger RNA. RefSeq lists its product as uncharacterized. Bases 415 to 1335 code for a protein of 306 amino acids. The transcript has 3 exons. NCBI's taxonomy places the organism in Eukaryota, Fungi, Ascomycota, Dothideomycetes, Dothideales, Saccotheciaceae. The record is from RefSeq and is a predicted model, not a curated record.